Molecule: messenger RNA, 3641 nt
Organism: Pipra filicauda (Wire-tailed manakin)
Lineage: Eukaryota; Metazoa; Chordata; Aves; Passeriformes; Pipridae
Gene: WHAMM
Product: WASP homolog associated with actin, golgi membranes and microtubules
Exons: 10
Coding region: 35-2434 (799 amino acids)
Biological process (GO): endoplasmic reticulum to Golgi vesicle-mediated transport; Arp2/3 complex-mediated actin nucleation
Cellular component (GO): endoplasmic reticulum-Golgi intermediate compartment membrane; cytoplasm
Molecular function (GO): actin binding; Arp2/3 complex binding
Source: RefSeq, a predicted model, not a curated record
CCGGGCCCGCCCGGGCGCUGUCGCCGCUGUCGCGAUGGAGCCGCAGCCUGACAGCCUCGACGGGUGGGUGGCCGUGCGCGACACCGCCUUCGCCGAGCCCCAGCCGCCGCCGCGCCUCCGCUUCCUCGUGGGCUGGAACGGCGCGGAGGGCGCGUUCGCCGUGACCUGCCACGGCCGGGCGGAGGCGGCGGCGCAGGCCCCGCAGAGCUGGGCCGGGCUGUUCUCGGCGCCGGCCCUGCGCGGCGUCCACCGGCAGCUGUCGGCCCUGUGCCCGCGCCUCGAGCCCGCCUUCCCCGCGCUGCCCUCCGCGCUGCCCGGCGCGGCCGCGGGCGGGCUCUGGGCCGUGCUGUUCCCCGGCGGCGCCGCGCCGGGCGAGGCCGAGCUGCAGGAGCUGUGCCGGGCGCUGGAGCUGUACCUGGGCUGGGCCCUGGAGCUCUGCGGCGGCCGCGUGGUGCUGGACGCGCUGUUCGCCGCCGACCGCCGCUGCGACGAUGAGUACUUCGAGAGCCUCCAGGAGCUGCGCGGGAGGGCUCUGCGCGGUCACCUGGCCCGGGCCAAGGAGGCCCUGCGGCGGGUUCUGCAGCAGCAUAAAAGUGCUGACACAAUGGUGGCUUUGAUGAAGGUUUAUGAAAAAGAAGAUGAAGCUUAUCAGGAUUUGGUCACCAUGGCAACACAAUUCUACCAGUAUUUACUGCAGCCCUUCAGAGAUAUGCGAGAGCUGGCGACACUGUACAAACUGGAAAUCCUGAAGUCUUUGCAGUAUGAUAAGUUGGGGCCUAGAAGAGUGGCAGCUUUGCAGAAAGAUGCUGAAGAAUGGACUAAGCGAGCUGAGAGUGCUGUGUGCUCCAUUCAGGAUAUCACUGUGAACUACUUCAAAGAAACUGUAAAGGCUCUGGCAGCAAUGCACAAACAGAUGGAACAAGAUGAGGAAAGAUUUGGCAAAACCGCCUGGGCAUCAGCUUUGCCACGACUAGAAAACCUGAAAUGUAUGUUAGCAAAAGAAACCCUUCAGCAUCUGAGGGCAAGAGAGUUGUGCCUGAAACAGAAGAGAACUGGCAUUCAGAAACUCAUGGAGAGUCUUGGUGAACAAGAAGAGAACUUAAGUGUAGUGGAGGAGCUGGAAAUACAGUAUUAUGAAACGCAGCUGGAGUUAUAUAAUGUACAGCUUGAAGUAUUGAAACAUGAAGAGAUGCUGCUUAUUGUACAGUUGGACACUAUAAAGAGGCAGAUAAAAGAGAAACAGGAUGAAGUUGUUUACUAUGAUACAUGUGAAAAUCCUGAGGAGCUCAAGGUCAUUGAACAGACAAUGGGACAACAUUACGCUAACUUGUCAGAAAUGACGAUGCUGAGGCAGAAGACUAAGCAGUUGGAGACAAAGCGUGGGACUGUCUGUGCGAGGAGAGCCUACCUCAGGAACAAAAAAGAUCAGUGUGAAGCAAGCCACCGGCAGAGACUGCAACAGGCAGAAGAGAGCAAAAAACGCUUCCAGCAGCAUCACAGCAUACAGAUAAAGAGAGACAAGCAAAAAGAGGAGGAGAAAAAGAAAAAGGCUUGGAUAAGCCAGGAACGUCAGAAAACACUGGAGAGGCUGAAAGCAUUCAGGGAGAAGUGUCCAGCUCAUGUUGUUCUGAAAACAUCUCGUCCCCAGCCUCUCAGUCCCAAGUUGCCACGAAACAUCACCCAGCAGGCUGUAGUCCUGUCCCCUCCACCUUCAUCCCCAGCAGUACUGUCCCCUGCACCCUCACCACGAGCAAGGGCAGCUCCAGAGCAGCCACAGAGCAUACUGCUGAUUGAAGCCAAAGAAUCAAAAGCUUUGUGUCAGAACACCCCAGCAGAUAUCCCUGUCCAGAUUUUUGUUAGUGAUGGUGACACAGAGCUUACUGGUGGUGACACAGAGCAACAAAAGCACAGCAAGGAACUGUUGGUCUCUCCAUCCUCACCACCACCACCUCCUCCUCCACCCCCUCCUCCCUUGCCCCCUCCUCUCUUGCCCCCUCCUCCCCCACCUCCCCCCUUACCUCUCCAGUUAAAGACAUCACCAGCAACAGAGGAUACACCACUUCCCCUCAGCUCCAAUAGCCCCUCAGAAAGCCCUGCACUGCACAAACAGGAUGACUCACCCAGGACGUCUAUAAAUAAUUGCAUAGGUUCCAUGGAUGAAGUUUUGGCUUCUCUAAAACGCAGUGAAGUUCAUCUUCGCAAAGUGGAACAGCCAAACCCCUAUGCUUCUGUGAAAGACAACAUCCUCUCUGCCAUAAGGCAAGGAGUUAAACUAAGGAAAGUGAAUCGAGAUACUGAAAAAGAUGUCAGUAAAGGAUCCCCUAAUGACCUAGAGAGAAGCAUUAAAGCAGCCAUGCAGAGAAUUAAGAAAGUGUCUGCUGAUUCUGAAGAAGAGGAGGACAACGAUCGGAAUAAUGGAGAAUGGGACAGCUAACCAGUUCAGCAUAACAGACUUACUGACUGGAACUGUCUGCCUAAUUUUGCACGUUGUGGAAGACUGUCCCUUUCAAAAUGAAAGAAGUGUGAUUGUGUGUGUGUGUGAUAGUCCAAAAUGUCUUGUAAAGUAAAAUAAUCCUGUUGAUUUUCUAUAUAGGAGCUACAAAUUCUUAUUUUUGCAUAAGAAAUCAUACUCCAAAUUAUGCUUGCAUUAAUAGGUAUUUUUGGCUCAACCAUGUCAUGCUUUCACCACAUCUGAAGACAGUUAAAAUGCUGGAUUGAAACAUACACUCUUUAGAUCAUUACUACAUAGUAGGUAAUGCUAUCACAACAAAGUUUAAGGAGUGAAAAAAUAACUGAAAAUCUUUUUUGUCAGAUAAAAGUAGAACCAAAUCUGUGGUGACAGAGGCAGACCAGAAAACUUAGCAUAAUCUGGAAUCUUUCACUCCUACCUCCAUUGUCCAGAAAAUUCUUUAACAUUUUGCUUUUCUAGUGCUGCUCACUCUCAAAUAACUACAUGGAUGCUCCAUUUAUCAUUAUGUUAGAAAGUGUGCACUUAUGAAUGCGCUUGAUAAUGCUGAUUGGGAAAAUUAGUAUCAUGCUUGAAAUAAGCACUACUGCAGUAAUAACUGAAGAGUUUACUUUUUAGGAAAAGAUUAUAAGUAUAGAGAACUUUUAGAUGCUAAAUGUUUUUCAUACUUCUACAUUUACAAUGAAAGAAAGAGCCAAAAUAUUGUAGAUAGUAUUUUCCAGGAUCUAGUCCUAUAAUGCAGAGCUGCAUUUUCCUGCUGAGAACAUCAAUACAUGUUUAUAGCUACUCUCAUGAAUUUAAAUUACCUGAUGGCCUUAUAAAUGGCAGGUAUUUGUGUUGUGCCUGGAAGCUGACUACUUAAAAAUUCAGCUACAUUCAAUGUAGAGACUGUUGCUAUUUUGGGUAGAUAGUGACAAAAAUGAUUCAAGGGUUUUUUUGAAGUUUAUACUGACCCUUAAUAAAAAUGUAUCUUGACAGAGGAAGUGGAUUCAAUGUGCUGUCAUUUUAGGAUACCGCUAUGAAGUAACCGUUACUAAUAUCAUGGUACUCUAGUUUUUGAUAGCAACUGCACUCUCACUAAUGUUAUAUGUAAAUCCUCUUAUUUUCUCAAAUAUUUAUGAAUUGUAAUUUGGUAACACAAUUGCAAAUACAGUGCUUUAAUUUCCCUGUUUAA